Molecule: messenger RNA, 1373 nt
Organism: Ruditapes philippinarum (Manila clam)
Lineage: Eukaryota; Metazoa; Mollusca; Bivalvia; Venerida; Veneridae
Product: WSCD family member CG9164-like
Exons: 3
Coding region: 451-1152 (233 amino acids)
Molecular function (GO): sulfotransferase activity
Source: RefSeq, a predicted model, not a curated record
CAGUGCUUGUAUUCUAAAUAUUCAAACAGGAUUACAAUUCAACUGUUAUUAUGAUUUUAAAAUAUAUCAGGAAUUACAAAUUGUGUGUUGUUCUGUUUUUGAUAUUAGCUCUUUUAAUAGGUUUAUACCCAAGUUUUGUCAAUAACGGUGAGCACAAUACAUUUCAAUCAGAAUGGCACCAGCUUCAGCCUUCAAAGGAAAGAAAAAUUUCAAGUUUGGAUAACAUACGGGAAACAAAGAAACUUUCAAAUAAAGAUGUCGAAAACAAGAAAAGCGUUUCCUCUAGAAGGAACGCAAAAAUAUUAACUAAAAAAAAAAAAUGACAGUACUAUAAAGCUUAAAUUUGAAACAAAUGUAGAAAUUGGAAAAGGUAAUAUUACCCGCAUUGGAAACGGUAAAACAGAAACUGGUGAGUGCACGAAGAAAGAAGUUGUAUUGUCUCAAACAACAAUGCCUAUCACGGGUCUAGUCAGUUUUCCAGGAUCUGGUAAUACGUGGACCCGACAUCUAAUACAGCAAAUGACAGGAUUUGGCACAUCCAGUGUGUAUUGUGAUCAAAACCUCAGAGUGAACGGUUUUCCGUAUGAAUGUCAACAUGACAAAACAAAAACUGUAGUUGUUAAAACUCAUUAUACACGGCAGUUUGAAAUGUUCUCAAAGAUAAUUUUGCUCCUACGAAAUCCAUAUGACGCCCUCCUUUCUUUUUCAAACUUUAUAAAGGCCGGACACACAGGUCAUUCAUCGGAAAAAGUUUUGAUUGAAGAAAUCAAUAGGACGUUCGAUCGCAGGUUACGUUGGUAUGUCGAUCUGACAAGAAACACAAUAAAGAAAUUCAAAGGACCAGUGCACGUUUUGCAGUAUGAAAAACUUCAAACAAACAUGUCACGUGAGUUGAAGAAACUUGCGUCCUUCUUUGAUUUAAAUAUCUCUGAUAGAGAUAUAGAAUGUACUGUACAACUUCAGGAGGGCAAUUUUCACCGUUUGACAAAAGAAAAGAAACAUUUAGAACUUUUGCGAGCCGUCUUUUCAAAGGAAAAACUAUUACGACUGCAAGCAGCAGCGAGGUAUUCUGAAAAAAUGAUAAAAAAUGCUUAUAAUAUAAAUGUUUACCUGGGUGGUCAAACCGAGAAAAUCUUACUACAAGGUUUCUAAUGUGAAUGAGAUUUUUAUGUUGUCUGUGUCUAUGUCAUUGAACAAUUAUUUAAAUUGAUCGUUCCUAACUAAAUUGCAACAACAAAUCCUACUUCUAUCUUGCUGUAAAAUGGGGAUGGUUACAAAAAAGACAGUAUUGAAGAGAGUUAAAAUUAAAUUCUGAAACAAAUUUUAUCACUAAGAAAAAUGUUGAAGAGUGUGUUAUGAAAUAAAUAAUUUCA